GUGGGUAUGACGACAUUCGAUUUGGUCUUCUUAUGCGCGAACUAACCUCAAGUGGAGAAAGAAGUCGGCGCGAAAGGGACGGUGUGAGAGACAGAGAAGGUGUACCACUCAUCUCAGAGAUCUUCUGAUACAAUGGCCUCUAGUGAUAUUAAAGUGAAGGAGCUGGACAAGCGGGCCUCAGGCCAGGCCUUUGAGGUUAUUCUGGGCACUCCUGCCCCAGAUGCGAAAGGAGACUUCCCCCUCUCUCCUCAAAAGAAAAAGGAUUGGUCACUGGAGGAAAUCCAGAAGAAACUGGAAGCAGCUGAGGAAAGGCGCAAGUCCCAUGAAGCUGAAGUUCUGAAGCACUUGGCUGAGAAGCGUGAGCAUGAAAAGGAGGUACAGCAGAAAGCUCUGGAGGAGAACAACAAUUUCAGCAAGAUGGCGGAGGAGAAACUUAAUCAGAAAAUGGAAGCCACUAAAGAGAACCGUACAGCAAUAAUGGCAGCCAUGAACGAGAAGUUCAAAGAGAAGGAUAAGAAGCUGGAAGAGGUCCGGAAAAACAAGGAGAACAAAGAGGCAGUGAUUUGACCUGCUCAACCAGGGGGAUUUAAAGAAAUUUUUAAAAAAAAAAAAAAAAAACAUAUCCAAAGAUUUUUCACUCCUUUACUGUAUUUGUUCACAGCUUUUUUUUUGUGUGUGUGUAAAAAUAGGAACAGUGAAUCAUUCCACCUGUACUCGCCGGUGUUUAGCUUUUAGAGUGCAUUGCUGUGGGUUUUUUUUUUUACAUGUGACUUUCAGUCGUUGGCUCUGAGCUUUGUUAGCUGUUCUCUAAUGCGCUUUUUGAUAUUGGCAGUAGUCUUAGCGUUUUGAAGGAAGCAUGUUGCUGUUACACAUUAAGAUCCUCAAAGUUUCUGUUAAUGCAGCCUGAAAUCUCUGUGCUUGUAUGUUCGAUCUGUUUUUGCACUUAUUGGAAGGGGAAAACUUUUUUUUUGAGUGUUUUUUAAGGGGCAUCUAUGGGUUCUCAGUUACUGCUGUUUGGCACGGUUUGCUUUAUUCGAGAAACUGUUAGUAUUGCUGUGUAAAUGCAACCCCACCCUAAACUUUUUUUUUUUUUAAAAAUAUAUAAAUACUUCAUCUGUCUUGCAGCCAGUUUUGCUUUCCUUCUGCAAUGAUGACCAAGGGUUAGUUUUGAUGCACAGGACUGUUGUAUUUUCACUAGGGUAGCCAUUUUGGCUUGGAGGGAUAAGACUCUUCUGUAUGUGUAGAAUGCAAAAGAGCAAUACCUUUUGGCAAUGUUGACUCUAGUGGAAAAAAUAAAAAAAAAUAUUCCAAGACCAAA
This is a messenger RNA of Pangasianodon hypophthalmus (striped catfish), 1318 nucleotides long. It is a transcript of the gene stmn1a, whose product is annotated as stathmin 1a. Gene Ontology annotation, cellular component: cytoplasm; neuron projection. The transcript has 5 exons. Gene Ontology annotation, molecular function: tubulin binding. The record is from RefSeq and is a predicted model, not a curated record. NCBI's taxonomy places the organism in Eukaryota, Metazoa, Chordata, Actinopteri, Siluriformes, Pangasiidae. Bases 133 to 567 code for a protein of 144 amino acids. Gene Ontology annotation, biological process: neuron projection development; regulation of microtubule polymerization or depolymerization; microtubule depolymerization.